AUCCGGGUCGCACUCACCGACGAGCCGCCGGCGGCGGCGCAAACUCUGUUUACGGCGAGGAGCCACGCGGGCGGGGGCGGCGCAGCGACUGGAGCGACGGUGACUCCGCGCGGGACGCGACCAGAUCCCUCAUGUCGUUCGCCGGCGUGUCCGUCGUCGACGGCGGAAAGCACUGCGCCUGCGACACCUCGGCCGUCUACGCCGGCGCGGACAGCGGGUACCACCUGCUCAUGGUCAGGGACUACUCGCGCACCAAGGUUGAGUUGCCCACCGGCGAGAGCGCCACCACCGGCCUUUUCACGGUGGGGGAAUAUGAUUGGUACAUCGAGUACUACCCCAACGGAGAGAACCCAGACUGCCGGGACUUCGUUUCGCUCUACGUCACGAGGAAUACCCUCUACGACGGCGAGGGCGAAGAGGAUGUGGAGGCCAAGUUCAGCUUUAGCCUCGUCGACCAUGUUGAAAAGCACAAGCCAGUGUACAUUCAUGGAACCAAUAAGACCUGCACCUUCUCCGGCAGUGCCCCCUCCUGGGGCAGCGACAAGUUUGUGAGAAGAGACGUCCUGGAACGAUCGCGGGACCUUAAGGGUGACUGUCUCACCAUCCGGUGUGAUAUCAUGGUUGUUUGCAAGGAUCCCAAAACCGAGGAUGCCCCUGACACCCUCUCUGAUAUGAACCAGCAUUUUGGCCAUCUCCUUCAAAACAAGGUCGGUGCUGAUGUGACAUUUGAGGUCGGUGGCGAGACGUUCGCUGCACACCGGUGUGUGCUCGCAGCCCGGUCUAAUGUCUUCAUGGCACAGCUAUUUGGCCCCAUGAAGGAGGGCACCGCAACGUCCAGCGUCAUACAGAUCAAAGACAUGGAAGCAAAAGUGUUCAGGGCUCUGCUUAGCUUCAUCUACACGGAUUCACUCCCCACGAUGGAGAAGGACAGCAUGGAGGAGGAUGAAAUGUCGGAAGUUAUGGAUGAAGGACGAGAAGAAGCAGCAGAGUUUGAAAUGUGGCUGCAAUGGUUGCAAGACUUGUUUGUGGCGGCAGACAGAUACGAUCUCCAACAGCUUAAGUUAAUCUGUGAAAAGCAGUUGUCCGAGCACAUAUGUGUGAGCACGGUGACGUCCACACUUGCUCUAGCCGAGCAGCACUGCUGUCACGGAUUAAAGGAGGCGUGCUUGAAGUUUAUCCAAGUCCAGUCUCCCUCGUGCUUACAAGCAAUAAUGGCAACUAAUGGCUGGGAUCAUGUAUCUGCGACCUAUCCCUGGGUUGUGAAGGAGCUCAUUGCCAAGCUUGCUUCGAACCAGCGAAAGUAACACCCUGUAUAUGGUAGGCAUGCUCCUUAACACCUAAAGUGGUGCUCUUAGUCUUAUGCAUAUACGGUAUCCUCCUUUAGAGAGGACGUAGUCGGUGUGUCUCGUCAUGUAAUUUGCCUAUAUGCUGAAUAUCAAUUAAAAAAAAUGCAACAUAUGGGCAAGUUGUCUCUUCAUGGAA
This is a messenger RNA of Hordeum vulgare subsp. vulgare (domesticated barley), 1482 nucleotides long. Its product is annotated as BTB/POZ and MATH domain-containing protein 2-like. Gene Ontology annotation, biological process: protein ubiquitination. The transcript is spliced from 2 exons. Bases 132 to 1304 code for a protein of 390 amino acids. The record is from RefSeq and is a predicted model, not a curated record. Lineage: Eukaryota; Viridiplantae; Streptophyta; Magnoliopsida; Poales; Poaceae. Gene Ontology annotation, molecular function: protein binding.